Messenger RNA from Chara braunii, 2074 nucleotides. Lineage: Eukaryota; Viridiplantae; Streptophyta; Charophyceae; Charales; Characeae. The record is from the annotation of a GenBank genome assembly.
GGUGAAUAGACGGCCCGGGGAUUAAUAAUUAAUUGAUUGGCUGUGAGCGAAAUGGAAUUGUAGAUUGAUUGAUUGAUUGAUUGGCUGUGAGCAAAAUAGACUGGUAGGAAGAGUCGAGAGAUUUUUUUUUGAAACGGUGAAGACACCACGAUGCGGCAGAGGGUUUUGUCGCGUUCUUUGCUCAAGAACACAGACGUCAUAGCUGUGUCUCCUCUUUUCUGGUCUUGAGGAAUCGCCAAGGAGGAGAGGGGGAUCAGCAAUUUCCUUCGAGUAGAGAGGAGAGCGGUGAAAGUCUGUUGGCGAAGCUGAAGGACAAGGCUGCAACUGUGGUGGCACGUUAGAAGGAGAGGAGCGGGAAGUCUUGAAGUAUCGCUGAGGAGUCAAGUUGAGAGGAGAGGAGGGUGGUGCGAGUUUUUCUGCGGAGUAGAAGGUCAUGGUUGCAAUUUUGGUGGGACAGCAGGAGGAGAGGCGUGGGAAGUCGUGACGGAUCGCCAACGCGGAGAGGGAGACAGCGUGUGCGACUAUUUUGACGGUGGAGUUGUGAAAGUUUGUCAGCGAAGUGGAAGGGCAAGGUUGCAAUUGCGGUGGCAGACUAGGAGGAGAGGGGGGGUUGGAAUCGCGGCGGCGACGAAGGUCGGGAUCGAUUGGCACACAAGGAGCAGACGUGUGAAAAGUUUUCCACCAUUUUGACAGGAGAGUUGUGAAAGUUUGACGGCCAUGUAGAAGGGCAAGGCUGCAGUUUCCGAUGGCAGUCUAGGAAGAGAGGUGUGGGAACCGUGGCGGCGACGAAGGAUCGGUUGGCACACCAGGCGGAGAGGUGAAAAGUCUUGACUGAUCGCCUAAGGAGGAUACGGUAGUGAGCGUUUUCCAGAAGCUUGAGAGGGUAGUGGUGGAAGUUUGUCGGCGAAUUAGAAGGGCAAGAUUGUAAUUGUGGCGGCACCUGUUUUCACGGCUCGCCAAUGAGGAUAACGAAGUCGGCUUUUUCAACCAGGUUGAGAGGAGGAGGAGAGUGUUGAAAGUUUGUCAGCCAAGUAAAAGGGCAAGAUUGUAAUUGUGGCGGCACGGUAGGAGAAGGGUUGGGAAUUGUGACAGCGACUACAUCGCACCGCGGCGGCGAACAGGUUUGGUAAUUGUGGGGUUCCGAUUGCUAUCCCCAUCUGUAUAUCGUGUGUGUAUGUGGGGGAGAGAGAGAGAGAGAGAGAGAGAGAGAGAGAGAGAGAGAGAGAGAGGAAGGUAGAAUCGGCAGUUAUUUAUGCGUAUAGCGAGGGAGGUUGAUUAGUGGAGUUAGGAAUCGAUCAUUCAUUCGUCGGCAAGAUGCAUUGAAAUGUAUAUGUAUAUAUUCGUAUCUGUAACAAGGGUUUUGUAAAGGGGGAUAGGUACCUUGGUGAAACUGGAGGUUUUCGGUACGUUGAAUAUUCCAGGCGCUUAGAUUGCAGCCUGGCCGAGUGUUCCUGAACCCAGGGGGGGGUCCGACAUGAACGAGAGGAGGAGAGCAAGAAUUGGCAGUCUUGGUUUCAUCCGCUUCGAGAAUCGGUACGAUGACGACAACAAUAUUUUGUGUCCCCGGCCCAGGCGAUACGCUGUACCAUCUUCCGCUUACUCCAUUCCAGAAAUGGCCAAGUCUCGCCGCAGGCUAAGUGCGAUCGCUAUAAAGGAGAAAAACUUGAGGUCAGACGGUGAAGCCGGUCGGGAGAUACUGGAGAUUUUUCUCUGCAAGAGUGGGUGCAACGAGUCGACACAGCCUUGUUCCCUGCCAUUCUUGGCGUGCUCCCCUCCCAAUCGUGCCGCCAAUCCUGUGGUGCAUGAUGCUCGAUUUCUGCGUAGUCGAAGCUCAGGAACGGGCGGUGGAUUGCCAUCAUCAUGCCUGGGAGGAGGAGGAUCUGCUGUGUCUCCAGCAAUGACAAGAGUCGAAGGUUUUGCAGAGGGGGGGGGGGUGGCGGCAUCGGCCACCAAAAAUGCAAACACGGAUUCGCAGCGGUUGCCCGACAGCCGAUCGGCGAUGGAGGGCCGGGUCUCAGCUGGAACUCCUGGGUAUGCGUAGCACGCACAGGGGUAGUAAAGAGUAUCUUAUCNC